Molecule: messenger RNA, 2106 nt
Organism: Leptosomus discolor (cuckoo roller)
Lineage: Eukaryota; Metazoa; Chordata; Aves; Leptosomiformes; Leptosomidae
Source: RefSeq, a predicted model, not a curated record
AUGCAAGACAGAAGCUGUGGCCAGGCAUUGCCUCUUUCUUUAAUGCUGAAGGAGGCUUACUGUGCAGAGAGAGGCACCAAUAAGGGAUAUCCUGAAAAUAUGUCAGAAGCUUCAUCCUACCGUGACUUUUUCCAUGAUUCUGUAUCAGACAUACAGAAUGGGGAAUUUUCAAACGAACUUUCUGCCUUCCUUACCCAGGAGGAGAUAUGUAAGAGCCUUGACAUAGCUCGGGAAGCCAUUGCCAGUUCCAUGAAGGAGGAUCAGAAUGCAGCACCAGACUUUACUAAUUAUUUCAACACCUCUCUCUGUAGCACUUCAGAAAAUCCUUCUUUCAGGGAUACCAAACUGCAUGAGCAAGACACUUUACAGAGGUCUCAAGCAAGUGGUCUGACUUCAUCUGCUGCAAGUCAUGUUCUCCCAAGGAACCAGAAAGAGCAAUCCACCACACCUCAAGCAGCAGGUCGUUUUGUCACAGUUUCCAGGAGGCAAGCAAGCACAUCACCUUUGCUAACUGCUAGUCCCAGCUUCAUUAGAAGCCUGAAACAUUUGGAGAAAGAUGGUCCAGGUGUGCCUAGGACAAGCCCAAAGUCUGAAUCGGCGUCUCAGGGAGAAGUUCCUUUCAGGAACAAGCUGUGUGACAAAGCUGCCACAUUCAUAGAGGAACUGUCAUCUAUAUUUAGACAGGCAGCAAAGACAAGAGGCCGAAGUCCUGAUGGGGACUCUUCUUCUCCAGACAGCGGAUACCUGUCUCCUAAAAAGAAACAACCAGCUGUAAAUACCUCCGUGAACCAUGAGUUUGACAAGCCACAUCAAGAGACUGAGCCUGAGGCAAAAUUACCCGGAGUUCAUCUGAAUGGAGAACGCUUUGCUGAAAGGGAGAGCAUCACUCAGAGCGAAACGGUCCUUUGCCACCCCUUUAUCAGCAUGGAAGAGAAUCAGUCUUCACCACCUCAAUUCACUCAGAAGCUCCGGAGCCAGGAAGUUGCUGAAGGAAACAAAGUAUUGCUGGAGUGCAGAGUUGUUGGCAACCCGGUCCCUGAUGUCAGAUGGUUCUGUGAAGGAAAAGAACUCCAGAAUACCCCUGACAUUCAGAUCCGUUCUGGAAGUGGAGGACUUCAUUCACUAAUUAUAGCAGAAGCCUUUGAAGACGAUACUGGACGCUAUACUUGUCUGGCUUCAAAUUCCCUUGGUUCAGAUAGUACAUCAGCUGAAAUAUUCAUUGAAGGUGCCAGUUCCACAGAUUCUGAGAGUGAAAGUUUAAUUUUCAAAACAAAAUCUGGAGAUAUGCCACAGGCCCAAAAGAAAACCACCUCUGUUUCCUUGACAAUAGGAUCUUCUACACCAAAGUCUGGAGUCACCACAGCUGUAAUUCAACCUAUCUCUGUUCCCAGUCAUCAGGUUCAAAGCCCUACUUCAUACCUGCACCGUCUGGAUGGCCCUAAGCCUAUCUAUUCUGCGCCCAUUUUUACAAAGGAGCUACAAAACUCCACAGCAUCUGAGGGUCAAGUUGUGGUAUUGGAAUGCAGGGUCAGAGGACCCCCUCCCAUUCACGUUAAGUGGUUUCGACAGGGCGUUGAAAUUCAAGAUUCUCCAGACUUCAGAAUUCUACAAAAAAAGCCACGAUCUGCAACUGAACCUGAAGAGAUAUGUACCCUUGUAAUUGCAGAAACUUUUCCUGAAGAUUCAGGACUUUUCUCAUGCACAGCAACAAAUGAAUAUGGUUCAGUAACAAGCAGUGCACAGCUAACUGUCUGCUCAGCCAACUCUGACAGCUCUCGUCAUGAAUCACUGACAAGAGAAUCCAACAGUGAUGAUUUCCAUCAUUUCCCACCACUUCCCCCAGUUGAAAUUAGCUCUCUUGAGCUUCCUCCUAAGAAACAUACAGAGACUCACCAAGUAAACACCACUGAGUUGAGAUCUGGUGUAACAGCCCUUCAACUACAGCUCAAUUCGUCUGAGGAAAAAACAAAUGGCAUCCAUCCUGUUCAUGGUGUAAACGGAAUGAUUAACAGCAAGACAAACGGUGAUAAAUCCAUCCCACCUCCAGCUGUCUUGCUUUCACCCACAAAGGAGCCACCACCUGUGCUUGCCAAACCAAAGCUGUGA